GACACAUACUGUACAUUAAAUCUCAACAAUGGCAAUAGCACGCGUUGCUACCGAAUAUGUUUUUUCUGAUUUUUUAUUGAAAGAGCAAAGCGACUCUAAAUAUAAAGGCGUGCGUCUGGAACUGGCAACAGACAAACUGGUCAGUUUUAUUGCGGUUGGGCUUCCUUUGUUACUCAUCUCACUCGCCUUUGCGCAAGAAGUCUCUGUGGGUACACAGAUCACAUGUUUUCCACCGACUAAUUUUACAUUGAGACAGGCUGCAUAUGUGGACUCCUUCUGCUGGGCUGCAGUAGAGCAUCAUCCUACAGAAAAUGGGGCUGAUAGCGCCCCCCUUCAUCUACACAAGUUCUUUCCCUAUAUCCUUCUGCUGGUCGCCAUCCUCAUGUAUAUUCCUGCUCUCUUCUGGCGUUUCACGGCUGCCCCUUCCCUAUCCUCUGACCUAAGUUUUAUCAUGGAGGAACUUGACCGUUGCUACAAUCGCGCCAUCCGCCUUGCCAAGAGCCUCACAUCCGAACAAGACAAAGACUCUGCAGAAGACCCACAAAGUGGACUUGAAUUGACGGAAGCUUGCUUUAAGUACCCUCUCGUAGAGCAGUACUUGAAGACAAAGCGUUUAUCAUGGGCUUUGGCUGCAAAAUAUCUGAUUUGCCGAGUUUUAACUUUCCUCACUUUACUGCUGGCCUGCUUUUAUCUGACCUACUACAUCUUUUGGGUAUCACCCAGUGAUCAGUUCUCCUGUAACCUGCGCAGAGGUAUAUUAGUAAAUGAGAGUGUGGUGCCAGAGGCAGUUCAGUGUAAGCUGGUGGCAGUGGGUGUUUUCCGCCUGCUAAGUUGCAUAAAUCUGGUAGUGUAUUUACUGUUAGUACCGGCUGUGGUUUACACUGCCUUCCAACCUGCCCGCCAGCAUCAGCGCACUCAGUUCCUCCGUCCAUACCACCUGCUCCCUGCUUUCGGUCACGUGCUGGAUUUGCAGCCUACCGCUCGCCGUUAUGAUGACCUCAGCAUCUACCUUCUGUUCUUGGAAGAAAACUUAAGUGAGCUUAAGAGCUACAAAUGCUUACAGGUGUUGGAGCUGCUGUCAGAGGGAGGGGAAGCAGCAUUUGACACCAUGUGUCUCCUUAGGACUCUUGGACAAGUGAGGACUGACAUGGUGGACAGAAAACAAGCCCAAACUGUAAAUGGAAAGGCAGAGAAAGAAAACUCUGAAAUAAAGGAUGCCACUUCUGUUCUGCUGGAUGAUGGAGUACAGACAGAGAAAAGCUGCAGCUGUGUGAAGGAUGUAAGACACAGGGUGGUCUAACAUGUAACAAAGUCAAAUCAAAUUACAAACAAUAAGUUUACAUGUAUUUUGACUAUGAAGGAAAUGUAAGAUACAACACUACAGCAUAUAUCAGGGCUUGAAUAGAACACUGAUAAUUUACUAAUUUACUAACUGCAGAACUAAGCUGCAUGAGCUUUUUAUGCCUUACAUUAAUAGAAACGGAAUGAUUGUUCUUUUAUAACUUGAGGUUGAUGAAUGUUAAGCCCCUAUUGUAUGCACUACGAAUACAAUGUUACAAAAUAUAUCCCUGGGUCUCCUUUGUAGGUACGGUAUUGUUGCAACAAUGAAAAAAAUUAAUCUGAAUUAAUGAUGCUAAUGUAAUACUAACAAUUAACUUAAUCAAUUCCUCCUAACAUACAAAUAAUUUAAUUUUGUUUUAAAAUGACUGCAAGAGUAUAAUGUGACCAAAAAGUCAUCAAAGUCUUUUCUUCAUUACAAACCAUCCAAUGCUAGUUUUACAUACAUCAUGUACUUGCGAAAUGAAGAAACCGGGGUGCAGAAAAUGAUUUUGUUUCUCAGAGGCAUCAUCAUAAAAUAUAGUUAUUCAAAUAAUGUCUAAAUGAUCGGAAAUGAUGAUGCAUCCCAACCCAGGAUGUGGCUGGGUAAGACUUAACCUUAAUUAGGCUCCAUUUCUACAGGUAAUAAUGCACUGCCUAUGCAAAAGCAAUAAUCAAAUAUGCAAACUAAAAUGUAUAAUAUGUAUAAUUAUAUUUCACUGUUUCUAAGUUAAAUAUUUUGCAGUUUUGUAUUUAUUUGAUAACAGUAUUGUGCCAGAGAUAUGUUUACUUUUUUUGUAGUUCUAAUUGUAAUGUUUUAUGUCUUUUUACCUUAAAUCCUUCAGAGAUGUUAAAUUGCAUGUCUUCAGAGGUGAGCUCUUCAAACAUGGUGUUUGUAACCCUAAAAAUGUGAUUUUUACUACAUUCAGGGAUGUAGAUACAUGCAUGCUUUUAAUAUAAUAAAAAGCACUCCAUUUCCCCCAAACAACUGUAUUUUUCUACAUUAUUAUGGAAUUUUAUACCUUAGGCAAAUUCAGGUCACAAUGACUAUAUCACUAUACUAAACAGUGUUACUAAAAGAUAAACUUGUCACACGUUAUUUUAAAGGAUAAGUUCGCUUCCAGAAUAAAAGCAAUUCCUGAUAAUUUACUCACCCCCAUGUGAUCCAAGAUGGUCAAGUAUAUAAUUUUUUAUUGUUUUAAGAAAAUUACAGAUCAUUUCGCUAGAUAAGAUAAUUAUUCCUCGGCUGGGAUCGUGUAGAGCCCUUUGCAACUGCAUUGAAAUUGCAGUUUGGACCUUCAACUCAUUGCCCACCAUUGAAGUCCACUAUAUGGAGAAAAAUCCUGAAAUGUUUCCUCAAAAACUUUAAUUUCUUUGCGACUGAAGACAGAAAGACAUGAACAUCUUGAAUCACAAGGAAGUGAGAAAAUUUUCACUCAGGAAUUUCUCCAUUAAGUUUCAUUUCUCGCUAAUUACUAAAACAUUAACCAUUUUUGCCUCAGUAAACUGCUUAUUAAUAGUGAGUAAGGUAGUUGCUAAGUUUAGGUAUUGGGUGGGAUUAGAGAUUUAAAAUAUGGUCAUGCAGAACAUGUGCUUUAUAAUUACUAAUAAUAAACGGCCAACAUCAUGCUAAUAAGCAGCUAGUUAAUAGUGUGAAUUGGUCCAUAUACUAAAGUGUUACCGAUAAAUUUAAAUCAUGAAGUUAAGAUUUAUUUCAGUAAACCAGCUUCACAUGCUUAUUUACUGUUCAAUAUCAAAUAUUGUUUCAGUUUUAUGGCUAAGCUCCAGAAAAACAAUAAUGAGGUGAUUUUGAUAGUUACAGACUUGAAAAACAACAAACCCCAAACUCUAGAACCAAGCAUUAUUUAAGCAUAAAGUUUUCUUCAUGCUGAUAUGGUUCUGAAAACUUGCUACAUACAGAGAACCAUUAAAGAACUUUUUUUAGAUUGUAUAAUAGAGUGUAGAACAUUAUGAAAGUGUUUGCCAUAAAAUAUUUCAAAACCUGUCCAUUUCAUUAUGAAUAAUCACACACAAAUCUUCAUCGCUAGAAAACGUCACAAAGAAGACGUCACAAACAUUACUGAUGACUAAUGAGACAUCUUGAGAGUGAGAUCCCCGGAGACAUUCUGCCGUUUCGCUCACAAUCUUUCCAAAGAAAGGCCACCAGCUGUCACCUUCUAGCAGAUCCAUGAUCAGGUCAUUCUGUGUAAACGUCUGUUCUCAACAGUUAUUAACAAUUAACCAAAACCCACUUGAGACUGUCAGAACAGGCUGCUAG
Messenger RNA from Labeo rohita (rohu), 3595 nucleotides. RefSeq names its product pannexin 1b (gene panx1b). The record is from RefSeq and is a predicted model, not a curated record. Bases 29 to 1300 code for a protein of 423 amino acids. The transcript is spliced from 7 exons. Gene Ontology annotation, molecular function: channel activity. NCBI's taxonomy places the organism in Eukaryota, Metazoa, Chordata, Actinopteri, Cypriniformes, Cyprinidae. Gene Ontology annotation, biological process: monoatomic cation transport; positive regulation of interleukin-1 production.